GGACUUCUUCCACUUCCGCCGCCGCCGCCGCGGGUCUGGGCUGAGUUGCCGUUUGUUCCGAGCCGCUAUCCUCGCCGUCGCGAUGCCGCUGGAGAACCUGGAAGAGGAGGGUCUGCCCAAGAAUCCGGACCUACGCAUCGCGCAGCUGCGCUUCCUGCUCAGCCUGCCGGAGCACCGCGGGGACGCGGCCGUGCGCGACGAACUGAUGGCAGCCGUCCGCGAUAACAACAUGGCUCCUUAUUACGAAGCCUUGUGCAAAUCCCUUGACUGGCAGAUGGACGUGGACCUGCUCAGUAAAAUGAAGAAGGCAAAUGAAGACGAGUUGAAACGUUUGGACGAGGAGCUGGAAGAUGCGGAGAAGAAUCUGGGAGAGAGCGAAAUCCGAGACGCGAUGAUGGCAAAGGCCGAGUACCUCUGCCGGAUAGGUGACAAGGAAGGAGCUCUGACAGCCUUUCGCAAGACAUAUGACAAAACCGUGGCCCUGGGUCACCGACUGGAUAUUGUGUUCUAUCUCCUUAGAAUUGGCUUAUUUUACAUGGAUAAUGACCUCAUCACACGAAACACAGAAAAGGCCAAAAGCUUGAUAGAGGAAGGAGGAGACUGGGACCGGAGAAACCGCCUAAAAGUAUAUCAAGGUCUUUAUUGUGUGGCUAUUCGUGAUUUCAAACAGGCAGCUGAACUCUUCCUUGACACAGUUUCAACAUUUACAUCCUAUGAACUCAUGGAUUAUAAAACCUUUGUGACUUACACCGUCUAUGUCAGCAUGAUUGCUUUAGAAAGACCAGAUCUCAGGGAAAAGGUUAUUAAAGGAGCAGAGAUUCUGGAAGUGUUGCACAGUCUUCCAGCAGUUCGGCAGUAUCUGUUUUCACUCUAUGAAUGCCGUUACUCAGUUUUCUUCCAAUCAUUAGCUUUUGUGGAACAGGAAAUGAAAAAGGACUGGCUUUUUGCUCCUCAUUAUCGAUACUAUGUAAGAGAAAUGCGGAUUCAUGCGUACAGCCAGCUGCUGGAAUCAUACAGGUCAUUAACCCUGGGCUAUAUGGCAGAAGCCUUUGGUGUUGGUGUGGAGUUCAUUGAUCAGGAACUCUCCAGAUUUAUUGCUGCUGGGAGGCUACACUGCAAAAUAGAUAAAGUGAAUGAAAUAGUGGAAACGAACAGACCUGAUAGCAAGAACUGGCAGUACCAAGAAACUAUCAAGAAAGGAGACCUGCUAUUAAACAGAGUUCAAAAACUAUCCAGAGUAAUUAAUAUGUAAAAAAAAAAAAAAACCUCAUACACAAAGGAUUUCCUGUAGAGGUGCUUACUUUACUUUGUGCCCAGUUGAACUGUAUAAAAUAAAUACUGCGUUGUUUCUUUCAAUUUA
Balaenoptera ricei (Rice's whale) is the source of this 1360-nucleotide messenger RNA. RefSeq names its product proteasome 26S subunit, non-ATPase 6 (gene PSMD6). The transcript is spliced from 8 exons. NCBI's taxonomy places the organism in Eukaryota, Metazoa, Chordata, Mammalia, Artiodactyla, Balaenopteridae. The coding region runs from base 83 to 1252 and encodes 389 amino acids. Gene Ontology annotation, molecular function: protein binding. The record is from RefSeq and is a predicted model, not a curated record. Gene Ontology annotation, biological process: proteasome-mediated ubiquitin-dependent protein catabolic process. Gene Ontology annotation, cellular component: proteasome regulatory particle.